Cephus cinctus (wheat stem sawfly) is the source of this 2675-nucleotide messenger RNA. Its product is annotated as group 3 secretory phospholipase A2. NCBI's taxonomy places the organism in Eukaryota, Metazoa, Arthropoda, Insecta, Hymenoptera, Cephidae. The record is from RefSeq and is a predicted model, not a curated record. Gene Ontology annotation, biological process: phospholipid metabolic process; arachidonate secretion. The coding region runs from base 525 to 1280 and encodes 251 amino acids. The transcript has 5 exons.
CCUUCGAUCUAGUACCGUUCAAUGCUUCGAGCAUGAAUAAAGCAUUAGCUAGUAAAAUUCAAGAAUAAUUCCUUCAUUCUCAUGAAAGCAUCUUCAGUUCAAAUCGAAUCGUUGCCUGUUUCGGAUCGCUGUAGAAUUUUCAAAAAUGUCUCCGAUUUGACAGUUGAGAAUUUUUGAAAAGUCGGUUCUAAAAUUUUUAAUUAAAACAGAAUCAGUUAAUUAUAUUUUCAGACUAUCAUAAAGAAAAAUUAUGUCCUCAGUGAAUUUAAUUCGGAUAUAAAGAAAGGUUAAGGACAUUGAAUAGAAAAAUUGGCAAAUAAUAAUAAAAUGAAUGACAAAGAAGUACCUGAUUGGUAAAAUGUAAAGGACUAAUUAAGUAUCCCGCAGCGUUAAUACCGAGAAAUUAAUUAAUCUAGCCUUCUACCACGUCGUUCAGCAUCAGGGAAUCUAUCGUAGGCAAUUGAUUAAUUACUGUGGAAUAGUAUGAAUUAUAAUUAUAUCGUGUUAACAUUGAAGAGUCCUCGAUGAUUCUCCUUACUCUGGGUGUUGUUUUGAUACUCUCGAUCGAAAGAGGAAGCACCAGCGUCCUUGUGGCAGAUACGACAAUGUCCAGAAUGGUCGAACUGAACGCAGACGCACCUUUUUGUUCGCUUUAUACGGACAGAGGCAUUAUUCAGAGGAUGAUGCUGGGUGCCGAUCCGAGAAGAGUUCGUCAAAUGUCCAGUAACCUGGUGGCGGACCUUGAAGAGACUUGCAAAGCAUCUCGUAAUAAAGGCAAGAAUCAAGCACCAGGUGGUGGCCUCAUUUACCCUGGUACGAAAUGGUGCGGCCCAGGUAGUCUGGCCAAGUCUUACGACGAACUGGGACAACAUACAGCCGAGGAUGCCUGCUGUCGGGAACAUGAUCACUGUCCCGCAACUAUUGCACCUAAUCAGUGCAUUCAUGGGAUAUGUAACAAUUCGCCGUUCACCAGGUCGCAUUGCGAUUGCGACGCCCAGUUUCGUCGGUGUUUACAAAAUCUUAACACCGAAGUGGCGAAUACGUUGGGUGCACUUUUUUUCAACGUUAUUCAAGUAACAUGUUUCAAGGAGAGACGGCCAUGUUCUCAGUGGCAAAGUUGUCCCAUGCAAUGGGAAAAUUCUCCGAGAUAUGAUACUAGUGCUUGGGAGAGAAGCCGUAAGUCUCGACUGUUAGAACAUCUACAGCCAAAAUUGGCAUUGCUACAAUUUAUUUUCAAGAUGCUCGAUAAUCUAGCAUCACACAAAUCUCUGCUGAAUUGAAAGUGUAGAUUGCUGAGUUUUUGUCGAAAAAACUGGCUACGCGGAAGCAGUUUCCGACUUGCUUUGCUCGCAAUACAAGUUUCGCCCUAGCGACAAGUAUGUACCGCUUAUGCCAUUAAAUAUGAACAUAUGAACUCGGAAGUAACAAAAGAAAAGCCCCACAAAUAUGCAAACUUAAACAACGGAAGAACGUUUUAUUUAAUUAGUAUUGCAUACAGCCCGGGGCCAUGGUACUAGUGUAGUUUAAAAAACCAGAAGAAACGAAAUUACGCAAUAUACGUCGUAAACAACGAGAAGCAAGGUGAAAUCUUUUUUUUAACACGGUAGCUACAAGCAUUCCUUGAAUUGUAUAUUGCUGGAAAAAACUGUAGAGUAUAGAUCAGGUUUGAGAUUGGCAUUGAACUUUUUGGAAAGUAAAAGAGAAUGUUUUGUCCGAACGGAAUAACAACGAUUUUUAUUGGACGUGUUAUGCGUCACGUGGCCUUUUCAAAAUCUGUCCGGCACAGUAAAGAUAUGUGAAUUUUCUUUUCCCUAGAAACCUUCGACCAAUAUCGAUAGUACAUUAAUAAUUUCUAUAUACAUACGUACGAGGUAUACAAAAAGUCCCUUAAGAUUUCAUUCGAUGGUCAAAUACAGCAAUAAUAUAUGGAAGUUUCUAAAAAUUGUUGUUAUUGCCACUAGUGCGCUGGUACAGCUAAAAUUUUUGUUAAGUCUUUUUCAUUGUUACAAUUUUUAAUAAGUUGUAUAGAUGGCUUUGUUUACGGAUGUGAUAAUACAUAAUUCGUCGGGUGACAACGAACUAUAUACAGUUUCAAAUGAUUCUUAUAUGGAUAUAAUGAAAUUAAUGAUUUAUAGCCAUAGUAAUAUUUAUGAGAUUUUAUCCUAGGGAUUUUACUUGUUAUAUGAAUGAUAGCUUACAAGGCAGUGGAGCAUUAUAUAAUUUUUAUUAAAAUGAAGACAAUGAUGUAUAAUAGCAAGUUGAAGCGUUUACAGGCAGUAAGACGUUAGGAGCGCAAGGACCAAAAGCACAAGCAUUACCAACAUAUCGGAAAUAAAUAAAUAGAAAUCUAACAGGAAUUGAAAUUAAUGAUUGAUCUUCUAUCAAUUGUGAAAUGGAUGGAUCUAGAUAGGCUAUCCUAGUACAACUGAUACAUGAGGGACUUUUCAAAGAAACUAGAUUUAGGAAUCCUAGUCGAACAUAGAAUAUUAGAUUAAUGAUACAUAGCGUUUAAUAAGUUAGAUCCAAUACGUGUAAGAUAUUUUUUUUCAUUAAUUUAGUGAAAUAGAUUUAAUGAUUUAUAUUUUGUCAGCGUUAAAGAUUUAUGCAAAUUUUAUGAAGAUGUUAUUCCUUCAGGAGCUUCUGUACUAGAGCAAAAUAAAGAUUUGGAAAAUGCA